Molecule: messenger RNA, 414 nt
Organism: Symbiodinium necroappetens
Lineage: Eukaryota; Dinophyceae; Suessiales; Symbiodiniaceae
Source: the annotation of a GenBank genome assembly
AUGCGGACAUCUAAGAAUGGCGACUCGGAGGUUGCACGUUUGCUUCUGGAAACUGGUGCGAGCAACGAUUGCAGGGACGGUGAUGGCAGGACAGCCCUAAUGCUUGCAUGUGAGCGUGGUCACUUGGAGGUUGUACGACUGCUGCUUGAAGCUGGCGCUGAGAAAGAUUGCUGGGACCAUAUCGGCAUGACAGCCUUAAUGUGGGCAUCUGUCGGUGGCCAUGCCGAAGUAACACGCUUGCUGCUGGAAGCGGGUGCUGACAAAGAUUUCAGGGACCAUGGCGGCAUGACAGCCCUAAUGUUCGCAUCUGGGAGCGGUCGCGUAGAGGUUCUGCGAUUGCUGCUGGAAGCUGGUGCUGAUAGCUGUGAGCAUGACAGCCCUACAGUGAACGGCCCUAUGGAGUUCUGGAUCUAA